Molecule: messenger RNA, 1155 nt
Organism: Marmota flaviventris (yellow-bellied marmot)
Lineage: Eukaryota; Metazoa; Chordata; Mammalia; Rodentia; Sciuridae
Gene: Uts2r
Product: urotensin 2 receptor
Biological process (GO): regulation of blood pressure; blood vessel diameter maintenance; neuropeptide signaling pathway
Cellular component (GO): plasma membrane
Molecular function (GO): urotensin II receptor activity
Source: RefSeq, a predicted model, not a curated record
AUGGCGCUGAGCCCAGAGUCCCCAACCACGUUCCCUGCGCUGGCUGUGUCAGGCAGUGCCACUCCCAAGCCACCUGGUGGCCCCAAUGUGUCCCUCAACAGCUCCUGGACCAGCCCGACGGAGCCUGGCUCCUUGCAGGACCUGGUGGCCAUGGGGGCCCUCGGGGCAGUGCUCUCGGCCAUGGGUCUGGUGGGCAUGGUGGGCAACGUGUACACGCUGGUGGUCACCUGCCGCUUCCUGCGCACCUCGGCCUCCAUGUACGCCUACGUGGUGAACCUGGCUCUGGCAGACCUGCUGCACCUGCUCAGCAUCCCCUUCAUCGUGGCCACCUACAUCACCAAGGACUGGCACUUUGGUGACGUGGGCUGCCGCGUCCUCUUCAGCCUGGAUUUCCUGACCAUGCAUGCCAGCAUCUUCACCCUGACCGUCAUGAGCAGUGAGCGCCAUGCUGCAGUGUUGAGGCCCCUGGACACCGCGCAGCGCUCCAAGGGCUACCGCAAGCUGCUGGUGCUGGGCACCUGGCUGCUGGCACUGCUGCUGACCCUGCCCAUGAUGCUCGCCAUCCGGCUGGUCCACAGGGGCCCCAAGAGCCUCUGCCUGCCGGCCUGGGGCCCACGUGCACACCGCGCCUACCUGACACUGCUCUUUGGGACCAGCAUCGUGGGGCCCGGCCUGGUCAUCGGGCUGCUCUACGCCCGCCUGGCCCGGGCCUACUGGCUGUCACAGCUGGCCUCCUGCAGGCAGACACGGCGGCUGCCCAACCCCAGGGUGCUCCGCCUCGUCCUCAGCGUUGUCCUGCUCUUCUGGGCCUGCUUCCUGCCCUUCUGGCUGUGGCAGCUGCUCUCCCAGUACCACGAGGCCCUGCCGCUGGCGCCCCGGACAGUGCGCCUCGUCAACUACCUGACCACCUGCCUCACCUACGGCAACAGCUGCCUCAACCCCUUCCUCUACACGCUGCUCACCAAGAACUACCGCGAGCACGUGCGGGGACGCCCACGCUCCAGGGGCAGCAGUGGCCAUGGGGGCACCAGCAGCUUCCUGCCCAGUCACGUCCACUUCCAGAGGGACUCAGGACACUCACUGUCCUCCAGCAGCCAACAGGCCACGGAGACCCUCAUACUGUCCCCUGUGGCCGCUGGUGGGGCCUGUGUCUGA